This is a messenger RNA of Emericellopsis atlantica, 810 nucleotides long. Its product is annotated as mitochondrial K+-H+ exchange-related-domain-containing protein. NCBI's taxonomy places the organism in Eukaryota, Fungi, Ascomycota, Sordariomycetes, Hypocreales, Bionectriaceae. The coding region runs from base 1 to 810 and encodes 269 amino acids. Gene Ontology annotation, cellular component: mitochondrial inner membrane. The transcript has 2 exons. The record is from RefSeq and is a predicted model, not a curated record. Gene Ontology annotation, biological process: potassium ion transport; proton transmembrane transport.
AUGCGUCUCUAUCUCCUCCCCAUAUCGACGCGGCGGACGCUGCUCUACGCGCAACGACUCAACAUCAAUACCACAACGGCCGACAAGUCGUAUCUCGACAAGGCUGUCAACUACGCAGCCAAGACGUGGGCGGGUUGGGAACAGAAGGACUCUGGCUGGCAGCGCAAGGUGGUUGACUACGGCAACCAGGCCCUGCGGCGGAUUCCAUACGAGGAAUGGGGCUUGAAGAGCGUCCCGCCAUUGUCGGCGAGGCGACAAGAGAAGGAGAUUCGCGGCAAGGAGAAGGUCCAGGUAGUUUUCCCCGCAAGUGCAUUGCCCGUGCACAAGGUGCAGGGCGUGAUCAAAGCGUUGGCGACAGAGAGGGAUGGGCUGCACAGGAAAAGACUGAUGUACUGCAUCGUCGGCAUGCCGUUGACGAUACCCAUCGGCAUAUUGCCAGUGAUACCCAACUUGCCCUUCUUUUACCUGGCGUAUCGCGCCUGGUCGCAUUGGAGAGCGAUAGCGGGAGGGAAGCACGUCAAGUGGCUGAUUGACAAGCAACUCCUGCAGACUGCGCCCUCCAGCGCAUUGGAAACCCUAUACGGUGGUUCGUCUCAUCUAUAUGACGCAAAGACAGAGACCAUGCUCCUACGACAAGACCAGGUCAAGCAAUUCACGGAGACACUGGGCAUACCAGCCCUAACCGUCGAGCUCGAGCGCGCCAUAUGGCAAGUCGAGACGGACAUUAGGAAGAAAGAGGAAGAAGAAUCAAAGGCACAAGCGGCAACGCGGAUAGAGGAAGUAAAAGAAGACAAGAACAAGGAUCAGUGA